Molecule: messenger RNA, 2844 nt
Organism: Erythranthe guttata (spotted monkey flower)
Lineage: Eukaryota; Viridiplantae; Streptophyta; Magnoliopsida; Lamiales; Phrymaceae
Gene: NIK3
Product: NSP-interacting kinase 3
Biological process (GO): protein phosphorylation
Molecular function (GO): protein binding; ATP binding; protein kinase activity
Source: RefSeq, a predicted model, not a curated record
UUUUUUUUAAAUUUUUUACACUGUCCACAUCUGUAUCUGUGAGGCCCCUUUGGCUUUAUGUUCUGGACAUUUUGCACCAUGUUUGUAUUCAUUCAUUCAUCUGCUUAAAUAAAAAGAUAAUAAUUAUAUUUUGAAAUGUGUGAACAAUCUUGAUAUAGGAAUAGGGGUUUUGCUGUGUGAAGAAUCACACACAGUAACAGGUGUGAAGCUGUAAGAAGAGAUAAAAUUCCCCAAAGGGCAAAAAGAAUUCUGCAUCCUUUACAGUUAAAAAAAACAGCAUGGAAUUCACACACUAACCACAUUUCCCAGAUCUCUCAAGAAAAUAAUACCCUUUAUUUUUUUGGCUCAAGAUUGCAACUUUAUCAUCUGGGCUUCUUUCCUUGGUUGUUUUUUCUUUUUAUAUCUGUAAUUUAAGGUAGUUUUUAGGGACAGAAUUGGAAAGAAAGGAUUUUUUUUUUUUUUUGCUUUAAAGGAUUCUGAUUCCUGGGGGGUUGCUGCUUUUUAAUUGGUCUGAUUCUGUUUGGGAUGAGUUAAUGCGUUGUGUGUGUGGAGAAUGUGGCCCUUGUUCUGUAAUGGGAAUGAGAAUUAUGCAGAGAAGGUGAAUUUUUUGGAGUGAAUUUUUUUGCUAUUACCAGAGUAUGGAAAUAGUGAAAUCUCUGUUCUGGCAAGUUGUAUUGCUGGUUUUGGCAAUGGUUAAGGGCUCUUACUCAACCCUAUCUCCUUCUGGUGUCAACUAUGAAGUUGUUGCUUUAAUUGCUAUAAAGAGUGACUUACAUGAUCCAUACAAUGUACUGGAGAAUUGGGAUGCUAAUUCUGUGGAUCCUUGUAGUUGGAGAAUGGUUACUUGUUCCCCAGAUGGUUAUGUUUCUGCUCUAGGAUUGCCCAGUUUGAGCUUGUCCGGUACCUUAUCGCCUGGAAUUGGCAACCUCACGAAUUUACAGUCUGUGUUGCUGCAGAAUAAUGAAAUUACGGGUUUGAUUCCGCCGGUUAUUGGGAAAUUAGAAAGACUCCAAACACUUGAUCUCUCAAACAACAAGAUCACCGGUGAAAUUCCCAAUUCUUUAGGGAAUUUAUACAAUUUAAAUUAUCUACGGCUUAACAACAACAGCCUUGGUGGAGCUAUUCCCGAUUCUCUUUCCAAAGUCGAAAGCCUCACACUCGUGGACCUUUCCUACAAUAACUUUAGUGGCUCUUUGCCGAAAAUUUCCGCUAGAACUUUCAAAAUAGUUGGAAACCCUCUAAUUUGCGGUCAAACUUCUCAAAAUAAUUGUUCGGUUGUUUAUCCAGAGCCACUGUCCUUCCCACCCGACGCCACACAAGAACAAUCCGAAUCCAGGGCAAAACAUCACAUAGCGAUUGCAUUUGGGGCAAGCUUUGGUGGUGCAUUUUCGAUUAUUAUCAUCGCUGGCUUGCUGUUUUGGUGGCGUUACAGGCAUAAUCAACAAAUUUUCUUCGAUGUUAAUGAACAAUACGAUCCAGAAGUGCGUUUAGGUCAUUUAAGAAGGUACACUUUUAAAGAACUCAGAGCAGCAACCGACCAUUUCAACGCGAAGAACAUAUUAGGUAGUGGAGGAUUCGGUGUAGUAUACAAAGGCCGAUUGAACAACGGUACUAUAGUGGCGGUUAAAAGGCUAAAAGACUAUAAUGCCCAUGGCGGAGAAAUUCAGUUUCAGACAGAAGUUGAGCUCAUCAGUUUGGCUGUCCACAGAAACCUCCUCCGACUUUGGGGCUUCUGCUCUAACGAAAACGAACGCCUCCUAAUUUACCCUUACAUGUCAAACGGCAGCGUUGCAUCAAGGCUUAAAGAUAAUAUAAAUGGAAGGCCCGUUUUAGAUUGGUCGAGGAGGAAGAGCAUAGCACUCGGUACGGCUAGGGGAUUGGUGUACUUGCACGAGCAAUGUGACCCUAAAGUAAUCCACCGCGAUGUGAAGGCGGCCAAUAUUUUAUUGGACGAAGAUUUCGAGGCGGUGGUGGGUGAUUUUGGACUGGCCAAGCUAUUGGACCAUCGGGAUUCUCAUGUUACAACCGCGGUGCGUGGGACCCUCGGCCACAUUGCACCCGAGUACUUGUCAACCGGCCAAUCCUCGGAAAAAACGGACGUAUUUGGAUUUGGAAUCUUGCUUCUUGAGCUCAUCACGGGCCAUAAGGCGGUGGAUUUUGGGCGGGGGGCGAACCAAAAAGGGGUGAUUCUUGAUUGGGUUAAGAAGCUUCAUCAAGAGGGGAAGUUGAAUCUAAUGGUGGACAAAGAACUAAAGAGCGAUUUCGACAUGAUCGAACUGGAAGAAAUGGUGCAGGUGGCGCUACUGUGCACCCACUUUAAUCCUACGCAUCGCCCUAAAAUGUCGGAAGUUUUGAGAAUGCUCGAAGGAGAUGGAUUAGCAGAAAAGUGGGAGCAAUCGCAAAAAGUCGACACUCCGAGGUACAACAACAGCAGAUCGUUUCAAAAUCUGCCGCAAAGAUAUUCCGAUUAUAUAGAGGAAUCUUCGCUUGUGGUUGAGGAUAUGGAACUUUCUGGACCAAGAUAGGGUUCGGGUUUUGUUCGUCGUCGUCUUCACAUUGUCUCUAUUGUUAUAAAUGGAGGUUGUUUGAUGAACUUGAGCUAUGUCUAUAGUUUGUUGGAUAAAUAUGUAUUUCACCUGUAAAAAGAAAGGGAAAAGUCAUCAGUCAUGUACAAACAAGACAUUUACUUUUUUUGUCCAUGAGUAUUUUAUUAGAUUAAUGGAGAUUCAAUUCAAUUUUUGGAAAUCCAGAGUGAUUCUCUAUUACAAUCAUGGGUAAAUUACAUCUAUAUGCCCCUAUGAUUAGGUGUAAUUAUAUUUUUGUUUAGAGGAAAAAUUAUACAUA